Molecule: messenger RNA, 2049 nt
Organism: Gopherus flavomarginatus (Mexican gopher tortoise)
Lineage: Eukaryota; Metazoa; Chordata; Testudines; Testudinidae
Gene: NMBR
Product: neuromedin B receptor
Exons: 3
Coding region: 614-1792 (392 amino acids)
Biological process (GO): bombesin receptor signaling pathway
Cellular component (GO): membrane
Molecular function (GO): bombesin receptor activity
Source: RefSeq, a predicted model, not a curated record
UGGCGGCUACUCCCAGCGGAGGCGGAGCUGGGCGAAUGUAAAAAUGGAAGGACUGAGGCAGGAGAAGACCCAGCCUGCCUCCAGCCCAUCAGCUUGGCUCUGUCAGAAAGAGACUGAAACACAGCACGGGAAGAGGUUGAGGACCAUCAAAGCCUGAGGAAGGAGCUGCACAGUUCCACUGACCCUGGAGGGCUGCACUCUCUUCUCUUGCCAAAGCAAUGACGACCCAGCUAGGAAGCUAUGCCAGUCCCAUCACUAUUCCCGUGUGAGCAGCUGUGAGAAAGGACUUCGGGAUGCUCCCUUCAGAACAGAAGCACCCCGAAGAUUAUGAUUAAGUCAAAAAGAAAGUUUCGUUCUGGAUCUGGUUUAGUUCCCCUCAGCUUCCCAUUGUGCAAGAGACUGUUCUGACUCCGAAGAAGUGGCUCUGGGUAGAGAAAUGACACAACUGACGGUCUCUCUCUUUUAACUCUUCAGCGUUUGCCCGCAGACAAUCCCUCCUUUGCGGUUUUGGUGGGAAAAAACUUGGAAGAAAGAAAGAACAUUUUCUUUGCUGACUCAGAGACAAAUCCUUUUGCUCUUUCCCACUGCAGUCGGUGUCUCCGGAGCUGGGAGGAUGGCUGGGGAGCUCUCCCUCAACCUUACCGUGCAGCCCGCAGGAGGAAAUGUCAGCAAUGCUUUGGUGCCAGGGGUGGUACUGAAGACAGACCUCCUGGCCCCUUCCUGGGGCACGGCGAUGUUUAUCGUCCGCUGUGUGAUCCCUUCGCUUUACCUGCUCAUCAUCACCGUGGGCUUGCUAGGCAACAUCACCCUGGUGAAGAUCUUCAUUUCCAACAGCGCUAUGAGAAGCGUGCCCAAUAUCUUCAUCUCCAGCCUGGCCGCCGGAGACCUCUUGCUGCUGGUGACCUGCAUGCCGGUGGAUGCCUGCAGCUACCUCUUCGAGGAAUGGAUGUUCGGGAAGGUGGGGUGCAAACUCAUCCCGGCCAUCCAGCUCACCUCGGUGGGCGUGUCCGUCUUCACUCUCACCGCCCUGAGUGCAGACAGGUACAAAGCAAUUGUAAAUCCCAUGGAUAUCCAAACAUCAAAUGCAGUUCUGUGGACGUGUUUUAAAGCUUUUGCCAUCUGGAUAAUCUCCAUGAUGUUAGCAGUUCCUGAAGCAGUUUUCUCUGAAGUGGCCCACAUCAAUGGCACAGAUAAUGUCAGUUUCAGGGCAUGCAUACCGUAUCCCAAGACAGAUGACAUGCACCCGAAGAUCCACUCUGUGCUGAUAUUCUUAGUAUAUUUCCUUAUCCCUCUCACUAUCAUUAGUAUCUACUACUAUCAUAUUGCUAAGACUUUAAUUAAGAGUGCACACAAUAUCCCUGGAGAAUAUAGUGAGCAUUCUAAAAGACAGAUGGAAACUCGAAAGCGUCUGGCAAAAAUUGUUCUGGUCUUCGUUGGCUGUUUUGCCAUCUGCUGGUUCCCUAACCAUGUAUUGUACAUGUACCGGUCCUUUAAUUACAGUGAGAUCGACCCAUCGCUAGGACAUAUGAUCAUUACCUUAGUGGCCCGAGUAUUGAGUUUCUGCAACUCCUGCGUCAACCCAUUUGCACUGUAUUUUCUGAGUGAGAGCUUUAGGAGACAUUUCAACAGUCAACUUUGCUGCAGGAGGAAAUCUCAUCGAGAGAAAUCCACCAGUUAUCUGCUCAGCUCCUCUGCCAUACGAAUGACUUCUCUGAAAAGCAAUGCCAAGAACACCGUGACUACCUUGACUCUACUGAAUGGGCACAACCUAAAACAGGAAAUGUCAUUAUGAUUUCAUCAGUGCAGCACUUUACCUGGGAAUAAAUCUGGGCCUUUAUUUCACAGCUAUGCCAAUAGCUUAAGAUGCUUUCACUAGUCCUUGAAACAGAGUCCUUGAAACAGUCUCUCAGUUUGGGACUAUUGCAUAUCUAACUUCUAAUUACUUUCAGACAGAAAUGAAUGAUAUUACUGAGUGAGAAAAAAAGAAUGAGUGUUUCUAAGACUAUUUGUUAAGGGGCACAAUUCUGUGCACUUAAUAUACAGGAUAAC